This is a messenger RNA of Myripristis murdjan (pinecone soldierfish), 1870 nucleotides long. RefSeq names its product CD4-1 molecule (gene cd4-1). The coding region runs from base 188 to 1597 and encodes 469 amino acids. The transcript has 11 exons. The record is from RefSeq and is a predicted model, not a curated record. NCBI's taxonomy places the organism in Eukaryota, Metazoa, Chordata, Actinopteri, Holocentriformes, Holocentridae.
GUCAGAUCAGAAUUCACCGCCACACUGAGAACAUCACGCACCAAUCGGUGGCGAGGGAGGUGCAACGGCAUUUAAAAGGAGUUUUUUGAUCUAAAUAUUCAGCAUUUCCACUCGGCUCCAGAUCAUUGCUCAACUGCAGGGUUUGUGAGGGACGAUCAGCAGUCACCAUCAGAUAGGUGCGACCAAAAUGAAGGACUUCAUUCAGUUCACCCUCAUCCUGUUUGCUGUGCUAAUCUCAACAACAGGAGGUAAUCCUGAGGUUGUGUUCGGGCAGGUGAACAGCACAGUCACCCUGCCUGUGACCAUAGAUGCGACUGGUGGGAUAUAUGUGAGCUGGGAAAGUGAGGGCAAAACUCUGGUCAAGUGUAAUCCCUUUGGUUCUUUGGAGACCAACACAGAGGAACAAUGGAAAGGCAGGUUGUCGUUGUCUGGCUUGUCCCUGGUCAUCAAAACAGUCCAACCAAGUGACUUCCAAACUUUCACCUGUGUGCUGAAGCAGAUGAAUGCUGUUAUUUCCAAGACCACAAUUCGUCUAUCCAGGGUCACCGUGAAUGUGAAACCAGGCGCUCUCCUGGUGAAGGGGGGCACUCUGUCUCUGACCUGCGAUGCAGAGCGGACUGCGAACUUCAAGAUCCACUGGCUCAAUCCCCAGGGGGACAGAGUGGCAACUGGAGGGGCUUUCACCAAGACAGAAGUCACUAAGCAAGAUGCCGGUGUGUGGACCUGUGUUUUGACACAUGAUGGCAGAGAAUCUCGUGCCACAGUUUCUGUUACUGUUUUGGAUCUUUCACCAGCUCCUCCGUAUCCUCUUUUCGCCUCGACGUCCUCUCUUGACCUCACCGUCCCCUGCUCCAUCCCUGAUCACCUUUCCUGGGAGAACUUCAAAGCGAAGGGCUUGCAGCGGGGGAAAUGGAGCUUUGUCCCUAGCCAAGCCUCGAAUCUCAUUUCCGGGAACCCAGAGGAGCUUGGGUCCUUCUCUUUUGGGGAUUCACCGACCUGGAAGGCAGUCCGUGAUAGAUAUUAUGUACCAGACAGCAAAAACAGCCUGUCUUUGACGAUGAAACGGCCGAAAGAGACAGACAGGGGAGAGUAUGUCUGCACCUUGGAAUUUGGCGGGGGUGUCACUCUGAAGAGCAGCGUACAUGUGGAGGUGCUGCAAAUGCAGUACCCUGCAGGUGCACAGACAGUAGCUGGCCAGCCGUUCAACCUGUCCUGCAGCCUCGGCCAUGACCUGGGCCCUGACCUCCGUGUGAAAUGGAUCCCGCCGUCACGAUCAGCGCUGGGCCCUUUAAGCUCCGGCCAACAUCUCAGUGUCUCGAAGGCGGGUUAUGGAGAAUACGAGAAGUGGAAGUGUGAGCUGUGGCGGAAUGGAACACGGCUGACGUCAGACGAGAUCAGGCUGAAGAUCGUGAAACCCCCAGUGAGUGUGUGGCUGCUGGUGACCAUAUGUGGUGCUAUAGUCAUUUUCAUCCUCUUCCUCAUCCUCGUUCUUAUCCUUCGUCGACGAAACAGACAGCGGAAAAUGACGCCCAGGCACCCCAAGCGCAGAUUCUGCCAAUGCGAGAACCCCAAGCCAAAAGGAUUCUACAGAAGUUAAUAUCUUCAAGACCCCAGGGAUUCAUCUUCAACGGGACAUCUCGGCCAAUUGAAUUUUUGUUGAGAAAAGAUAGAUUUCUCUUGUGAACCUCUGACAGCUGGGACUGAAAGUUUGAAAAAGUGCUGCGUUGGAUUGUAAUAUAUAUCAGAAUUGUAUUUUACAACUGUACAUAAUAGCCAGUUUAGAUUCUUUCACAAUCAAUGUCACACAACUACAUUUGCAUUUUGUACCAUGAAUUAAAUGUCUGUUUUUUGAUUUUUGGUUUAUUUUAUA